AUGGAAGAUGAAAGUGAUUUAUCAACAAUUAUGAUUACAAAUCUCCUUCCCGUUGAUCUCAACUGUUUGUUAUAUCAUUUAGAAUUAUCGAUAGGAAAAACAGAUGAAGCAAAACGUCGUUGUCAAGCUAUUCGAAAGUAUAUGUGGUCAGAUAAGCGGCAAUUUUUUACAGAUUAUGAUUUUAUUCAAAAGAAACCAACAGACCGUGUCACCCUCGCUGGUCUGUUUCCUUUGUGGCUGGAUAUUUCAACAGAAGACCAAGUGAAACACGUGGCUGAGCAAACUGAAUCUUUGUUUUUGUAUGAUGGGGGUCUUGUGACGACCAUAGCAAAACAAAGUUCACAGCAAUGGGAUUACCCGAAUGGAUGGGCACCACUUCAGUUCAUUACUUAUCGUAGUUUACUUCGAUAUCCUCAGUAUAAGAAACUUGCUCAAACGAUUCGUCAACGAUGGAUGAAUUUGAAUGAACGUGUUUUUGUAGAAACUGGAAAAAUGAUGGAGAAAUACGAUGUUGUGAAUAUCGAUAAGUUAGCGAGUGGAGGAGAAUAUCAAGUUCAAGAGGGUUUUGGAUGGACGAAUGGCGUUUAUUUAGAAAUGCUUCAUGAUCACAUAUCAGAAAUACGUUCAUUGACAUGA
This is a messenger RNA of Adineta ricciae, 636 nucleotides long. The record is from the annotation of a GenBank genome assembly. NCBI's taxonomy places the organism in Eukaryota, Metazoa, Rotifera, Eurotatoria, Adinetida, Adinetidae.